CCACCCAAUGAGGACCCCCGGGGGGCGGGCCGGGGAAGGCUCCGGGAGGCGAGCGGAGAUCCCGGGCUGUCGAGGGCUCCGGCGAGCGCGCGGGAAUGAGCGGGUCCGUGGGCCGGGCAGCGGCGGCUCUGCUCCGCUGGGGGCGCGGCGCGGGGGGCGGCGGCCUGCGGGGCCCGGGCGUGCGGGCGGCGGGCUCGGGCGGCGGUGGCGGCUCGGCGGAGCAGCUGGACGCGAUGGUAAAGAAGGACAAGGUGGUGGUCUUCCUCAAGGGGACGCCGGAGCAGCCCCAGUGCGGCUUCAGCAACGCCGUGGUGCAGAUCCUGCGGCUGCACGGCGUCCGCGACUACGCGGCCUACAACGUGCUGGACGACCCCCAGCUCCGGCAAGGCAUUAAAGACUAUUCCAACUGGCCCACCAUCCCGCAGGUGUACCUCAACGGCGAGUUCGUGGGGGGCUGUGACAUCCUUCUGCAGAUGCACCAGAACGGGGACCUGGUGGAAGAACUGAGAAAGCUGGGCAUCCGCUCCGCCCUUUUAGAUGAGAAGAAAGACCAAGACUCCAAGUGAGGGCGGCGCGGGUCGCCCUGAGCUCGACGCUCGGGAGCCCUGGGCUCAGAGACUCACUGCCAGAGAAGCCUUAGCGAUUUGGGUUUCACUGUCCCGACGGCUGCCUGCGCCGAUGCCUGCGGCGUGAGCGGUCGGCGAUCUCAGUGUGUCUGCUGUCGGGCUGAGAAUAUUCCAUUGUGAACUGAAUUAUAAGCACUGCGCUGUAGUAACUCAAUGUUGUAUCAUGAUCUUGCUAUAAACAAAAUUUGUUCUUAUAGUGUCCUUUGCUCUUUGCCUGAUUCAGGAGUAAAACUAGGAGCUUUUGAAUCAUCAUUAUUCACGAGUCCUCUGCGAAUGUGUCGGUCUGCAAAGAUGAUAUAUCCACCCAAGUUUUUUAUAACUUGUUCUGUUAAGAAAAAUGAUGGACAAAGAAGAAAAUGUGAUAACUGGGUAUUGUUUUUUAAAAUAAACUGCCAACCCAGGGA
Molecule: messenger RNA, 1030 nt
Organism: Equus caballus (horse)
Lineage: Eukaryota; Metazoa; Chordata; Mammalia; Perissodactyla; Equidae
Gene: GLRX5
Product: glutaredoxin 5
Cellular component (GO): mitochondrial matrix
Source: RefSeq, a predicted model, not a curated record